AUGUUCCUGCCAUUAUAAUUAUAUUUUAUAAAGAACAUAAACACAUUCAGUUGAAAAAUAAUUUUGACAUUCAGUUAGCAGUUAGUUCAAAACUAUAAGAAAGUUCAAAAAAAAAAAAAAACAAUUGAAACUUUCGACAAAGACAGAAAAUGAAUCGCAAGUUGGAUAUUUCUGAAAAAAAGCUAGUAAUCAUUCUUCCAGAACUCUAUAGAUGCCCAAUAUGCUUGAACACAAUGAAUGGUAUUAUAAGACAAUGCCUUACAGGUCAUAACUAUUGCCAGAAGUGUUCCGAAAGGAUAGCGAAAUGUCCGAUUUGUAGAGAAUCGAUGUCUAGUGGAAGAAAUCGCGCUUUAGAGAAUAUAAACCCGAAAAUACUUGCAGAAUGCUCAAACGAAAUUUCAAAUUGUCGAUAUGCUAACAGUUUUCCGAUGAUUCAAUUCCAUGAAAAUUUAUGUUUUUUUUCUAAUCGAAAGCUUGAUCUAAAAGAAGUAGGAAAAUGGAUUCCAGAUGUGUUAUCGGCUGAAAAUCCCGAAUCUGCAGAGCCCCCAUUCGAAUACCUCACAACUCAAUCGGCAGCUUUAGUCCAUAAAAAUUUUCUCACCUUCUCAUCUAAACCAAAGAUGUUCGCCACAAAAGAAUUACUCUAUCAUAAGAAGUGGAUAUUCAGACCUUAUUGCAGAUUCGAUGAAUGUGAAGUGAAAUGGUGCAUAGUAUUUUAUGGACCGAAGACUAGGUCUGAAAGAGGUCGUUUCCACUUGAAAUUGAUAGACAGAAAAUGUAACGUGCUACCAUUGUUGGUAAAUGAAGCAUGUCUUUUUACGGAUAAGAUACCCUCACCAGAUCAGUUCAAAUGUGGGACUCGUUUCAAUUUCCUUCGUCAUAUGUUUUCUCAAAAUUUGUAUUAUUUUCUGGAGAUUUCUGUCGAUCCAUGAUGUAUAUAGAACAAGUAAAAGUUGACUUCAGCUGACACUGUGAUAAAUAAUAGAUGAGAGUUUUAUAUUC
Harmonia axyridis is the source of this 1002-nucleotide messenger RNA. RefSeq lists its product as uncharacterized. Gene Ontology annotation, molecular function: ubiquitin protein ligase activity; ubiquitin conjugating enzyme binding. NCBI's taxonomy places the organism in Eukaryota, Metazoa, Arthropoda, Insecta, Coleoptera, Coccinellidae. The record is from RefSeq and is a predicted model, not a curated record. Gene Ontology annotation, cellular component: cytoplasm. Gene Ontology annotation, biological process: proteasome-mediated ubiquitin-dependent protein catabolic process; multicellular organism development. The transcript is spliced from 2 exons. Bases 150 to 932 code for a protein of 260 amino acids.